Messenger RNA from Schizosaccharomyces octosporus yFS286, 1042 nucleotides. RefSeq names its product 40S ribosomal protein S10. The record is from RefSeq and is a predicted model, not a curated record. NCBI's taxonomy places the organism in Eukaryota, Fungi, Ascomycota, Schizosaccharomycetes, Schizosaccharomycetales, Schizosaccharomycetaceae. Gene Ontology annotation, molecular function: RNA binding; structural constituent of ribosome. Gene Ontology annotation, cellular component: cytosolic small ribosomal subunit. The transcript is spliced from 2 exons. Bases 61 to 492 code for a protein of 143 amino acids.
AAACUGCUCAGAAUGAGAUUCUGACAACAUUGGUAAUUUCGGCUUUACCUUGAACUGAAGAUGCUUAUCCCUAAGGAGAACCGCAAGGCUAUUCAUCAAACUCUUUUCCAACAAGGUGUUUUGGUUGCCAAGAAGGACUUCAACCUUCCCAAGCACCCUGAAGUUGGUGUUCCCAACUUGCAGGUUAUCAAGGCUUGCCAAUCCUUGGACUCUCGUGGUUACAUCAAGACCCGUUACAACUGGGGUUACUUCUACUACACUUUGAACAACGAGGGUGUUGAAUACUUGCGUGAGUACUUGCAUCUUCCUGCUGAAGUUGUCCCUGCUACUCACAAGCGUCAAGUCCGUGCCGCUGCUCCCCGUGCUACUCGCCCUGAGCCUCGCGAACGUGCUGCCGCUGAUGCUGGUUACCGCCGUGCUGAGAAGAAGGAUGAUGCUGCCGCCCCCGGUGGAUUUGCUCCCUCUUUCCGUGGUGGAUUUGGUCGUCAAUAAACUGAAUAGGACGAUGGUUCAUCUUUAAUUUUUAGUCCCUCGUAUCGUUUGAUAAACCUUGAAAAAGUAUUUGUAAGUUACUAUAUAUCUCUUGUAAUGAAUGUGGAAGGAAUGAGUACUUGGGACUAUUAUUAUUUGUGCAUGGACGGAAUAGGCUUUUUCCUGAAUCGAAUCUAUACUAGCGGUUAUUCUAGGGAAGGCAUUAUGGAUAUUUAGAGGAUUGUAAUUUUGUUCAUUCAUAGUGUAGAAGUGAAAGGGAAUUCUUGUCACCUUGACUUCGCCUGUUUCAAUAGAAGAGUUGAAAUGAAUCAUGAAUUGUACAAUUCUGUAAGUAAUAAACGUGUAGAAAAUAAGAAUAACUCCCAUUGGCGACGCAUCCUUCUUGCAUACGAUCGCUUUUCCAUGUUUAGCCUCUUUCAAACUCUUUCUUUAGUUUCUCCUUGAACCCUGUGAUUCUUCAAUCAGCAAAACCAUUUAUCUUUUUUAGUGCUGCUCGCAACAUUCAUUCCCUUUCAAUAAAAUCGAGAUUGUUUUGUUUACUUAAUAGUGA